CUUGACGUCUUCACCACAUAUAUCGUUCUUCUUCCAUUUUGCUUCUCAAAGCUGAGGUUCUCCAUUGCUCUCUCCCUCCAUGUCCGCCAAUCUCAUUCACCUACUACUCACUCCAAAUUCAUCUUUCUAUUCGAGUUACUGAGCUUUUCAGGCUACAGAUUUGAAUUGCAGCCAUCUUGGGUUUAUAAGACAAAUACUUCUUUCUUAACCCAGAAUAUGGUGAGUGUUCAAGCCAGUCUUCCUUGUACUUGGUUGUUAGGAGGUAAGGAGCAUGUUGUGAGAGGAGGAUGUCGUAACUUUCCAUGCUUCAGCGACUCAGGUUUAGGUUCUUCUGGCAGUAAAUCACUCCUUUUCCAGAGGCUGUACAUUGUAGAUGGUUCUUGUAUAGGUAAACGUUGGCAUCCUAUUUGUUCUAGUAAGAUGGAUGAUGAUGCAAAUAGAAAUGACUCUGGUGAUGGUAUAAAUGAAGACGAGCCUUCUGAAGGUGACCCUGAAUCAGUUAACAAUGAAAUACUCAGAGAAAAUCUAGAAAGAAUUAUCGGUGUAGAUGAUUCUGCUUUUUCCGGGAUUGAUCUGGCAACACUUAUUAGGAAGAAAUAUGGACGAUCCUAUGACGUUCAACUUAUAAAGAAGGAAUUCAUGGGUAAAAAUCUCCUUGCACUGAAUGUCAUGUGGAAGUAUAUGGAGCAGAGAUCUUUUCCUCUGACUGAAGAAGAGUACUUGUUAAGGCUUGAUGAUGUGGCAAAUACGUUGAAAUGCUGGGGAGCGGUUUCUCAUAUUCGGAACAGCCUCGAAAAAUUGAAAGAGCGUCCACGGAUUGGAAAGGCAGUGAGCAUCUUUAUAGACAUGGAUGAUUCCGGAGGGCGCACAAAUGAAUGGAUAUACAAGUAGAUAAGAUCGUAAUUGAAUACGCAUGUCGUGAUGCUUGCCAUACGUGCAUCCUGAAAGCCAGCCGCGCGAUAAAAGGUAAUGAAGGGAUGCUGUCUGUAUAUUUUCCUCUGAAUCUGUCCAGAUUUCGAAUUGAAGGUAAAGAAGCAAUGGCAAUGCUUCCUUGUAAUAUGAUUCUGUCAUAUUCUUUGUAAGUAAUAUAAUGGUCUUUCUGUCUGUUUGUCUUC
This is a messenger RNA of Cynara cardunculus var. scolymus (artichoke), 1115 nucleotides long. RefSeq lists its product as uncharacterized. The transcript is spliced from 7 exons. Bases 217 to 891 code for a protein of 224 amino acids. Lineage: Eukaryota; Viridiplantae; Streptophyta; Magnoliopsida; Asterales; Asteraceae. The record is from RefSeq and is a predicted model, not a curated record.